Molecule: messenger RNA, 1806 nt
Organism: Jatropha curcas
Lineage: Eukaryota; Viridiplantae; Streptophyta; Magnoliopsida; Malpighiales; Euphorbiaceae
Source: RefSeq, a predicted model, not a curated record
UUAAGUUAAUUUCAAACGACAAUAGACACUAAUAAAAUUCCCAAGGCGGAACGCAAAAGCCAAACUGCAACUCCCACCCUUCUCAGUUUGGUCUCUUCAUUUAGCAAUCUCAGUUGGGCAACAUGGCAUCUUCAGCGCCGCCGGGCUCAGCCACGGCCACCCGAAGCUCUAGAAAGCCUUUAGGGCUUAUAGCGAACGCAAUGAAGCGCAAAGAUAGUUUUAUUCAGUUAUUCGCGAUGACAGGGAUACUGCUUUUGAGUGUCAGAUCCUUAGGUCAAAAGUACCGUAUCCAUGGCCUUGAGGAAGAUACCUCAGCUCUUAAGCAAGAACAGCAAACCCUGACUGAUAGAUUGAACAACAUCAAGCGUGGCCUACUCCACGAAGCCUCUCUGGAACCCACUGGCCUCUUCGCUGCUCGCCUUCGCCUUCUUUUCGGUGACGAUAAGUAAAAUGAAAAUUGUUAUCAAUUGUCCAUGUGAGUUUUCUUGUUUCCUCUUUGAUGAGGCGAAUUAGUUUAUUUUGAAUAAUUCACAUUUAUAUAAUGUUCAAUAUCUGCUCAAAAUACUGACUUUCUGCUUAUUUUAGGUUACUUUGAUACUAGAUGGAUUGAAUGAUAAUGAACUGUAUUAAAUGAAUAAAUUGCUUCAGUAAUUCAUAGAUUGUUUGACUGUUAUAAUCGGUGUGUAAGUUAGAGCUUGUCAGUGUUUGUUAUCUGAUAUUAGGUCUACGGUUUUGGUUAUUGAUAUGGGUGAAAUCACUAUCAAUGAUUGCUUGUGUAUCUAAGUAAAAAAUCAUCGCUAUAAAAGUCAAUCCUAUUAAACUGCAUUGGUGUAAAAUGAUAACUGGAGAACUAGCAGUUCAAAAGCAAGAAACAACCAAAUCAGCUGCCCGAGGAUGGAUAAAAUGAUAUCAACUUUAAUACUCAAUUUUGACAUAAUCGUCUAUCACUUACAGUUACAGUAGUGAGUUGUCUUGUUAUCACUGGUGGAUUAGGGUUUAGGGUUUUGUUGUCUGUUUGUGAGGCAUGAUUUAGGAUUUUCAAUUUUUGCUAUGUGCUAAUGAUUGUUUAUAAGGUUUAGGUUUGGGAUAUCAGAGGUUUGUCUUGAGGAAUGCAAUGUUUAGCAGAAUAACUCUAGCAUAUUGAUUAUGACAUCAAACGGAAUUAAGGAGAUAGUCAAUAUUGAGAUGCAUCUUUUGACUCUGGUAAAUCUUCUAAUUUUCCAUUGUACAGGCUCCUUCCUAUCUCAGCAGUAUCUUUUGAAUUGAGGAAAGGAUGAUUUGAUGGUUAUAUUGGCUUUAGGUCUUGCUGACGUGAACUCUUAGCACCUUAUUGUAUUUUAGACAAUAGCAUGCGAUUUCAUGUUGACCGGUGACUUGCACAGCACGAGCAGCACCAUUACAGAGACUGGGAAAUGUAGGAGAAGUAGCUGAGACGAGUCGCAUCUUCCAUUAGCUCUAUUUUUCUUCUUCUUAUUCUUUUGUUAUGUUCAAAUAAUUGUCAGGCAAAGGAGAUCUCUUAUGUUUCAGGGUUUUGUUUUGAAGAGAAUGUGAGCAGAUGAAUAAUUGGUAUUUUGGCUUCAGAUAAUAGUGAUUGCGUUUGCAUUGUGAUACUCUUGGACAUUUGACUUUUCAAUCUACCCUGAAGUAUGUCGGAUAAGGAUUUUCAUGUAAUAAUGGCUUGACAAUGCUAAUUGCAUUUGUGGAUGUCUCAGAACUGAUUAUACAUAGUGUUAUAGACUUGGCUAAAAACUUUGUAAAUUAUCGGUUUGGUUAGAGCAUAAUGACAUCCCCAGUUCCAACUUGCAA